This is a messenger RNA of Daucus carota subsp. sativus, 1477 nucleotides long. Its product is annotated as actin-7. The transcript is spliced from 5 exons. The record is from RefSeq and is a predicted model, not a curated record. Bases 152 to 1285 code for a protein of 377 amino acids. Lineage: Eukaryota; Viridiplantae; Streptophyta; Magnoliopsida; Apiales; Apiaceae.
AAUAAAAUAAUACAUAAAUAGAGUCUAUAUAUCUACUACAUCUCUGCCCUCACUCAAGCUCAUAUCCGCCUUCAUCGCUACAACCUAGAGAGAUAAAAUCUAGAGAGAGAAAGUGCCGCCGCCGUCGUCGGAGAAUUUCUCGUGAUUUACAAUGGCUGAUGCUGAGGAUAUCCAACCCCUUGUGUGUGACAAUGGAACUGGAAUGGUGAAGGCUGGUUUUGCUGGUGAUGAUGCUCCCAGAGCAGUAUUUCCAAGUAUUGUUGGUAGGCCCAGACAUACUGGUGUUAUGGUUGGGAUGGGGCAGAAGGACGCCUAUGUUGGCGAUGAAGCCCAAUCAAAGAGAGGUAUUCUUACCUUGAAAUAUCCUAUUGAGCACGGUAUUGUAAGUAACUGGGAUGACAUGGAGAAAAUAUGGCAUCAUACUUUUUACAAUGAGCUCCGUGUUGCCCCUGAGGAGCACCCUGUUCUUUUAACUGAGGCACCUCUCAAUCCUAAGGCCAACAGGGAGAAGAUGACACAGAUCAUGUUUGAGACCUUUAAUGUUCCUGCAAUGUAUGUUGCUAUCCAGGCUGUUCUUUCGCUAUAUGCCAGUGGGCGUACUACUGGUAUUGUGUUGGAUUCUGGUGACGGUGUGAGCCAUACUGUACCCAUCUAUGAAGGAUAUGCCCUUCCCCAUGCCAUUCUCCGUCUUGACCUUGCUGGUCGUGAUCUUACUGAUUCUCUCAUGAAGAUCUUAACAGAGAGAGGUUACAUGUUCACCACCACUGCUGAGCGGGAAAUUGUCCGUGACAUGAAGGAGAAACUUGCCUAUGUUGCUCUGGACUACGAGCAAGAGCUUGAAACUUCAAAGAGUAGCUCCUCUGUGGAAAAGAACUAUGAAUUGCCUGAUGGACAAGUCAUUACCAUUGGAGCUGAGAGAUUCCGUUGCCCAGAAGUCCUGUUCCAGCCAUCUCUGAUCGGGAUGGAAGCUGCAGGAAUUCAUGAAACUACUUAUAACUCCAUCAUGAAGUGUGAUGUCGAUAUCAGGAAGGAUCUGUAUGGAAACAUAGUGCUCAGUGGUGGUUCAACAAUGUUCCCUGGUAUUGCAGAUCGUAUGAGCAAGGAAAUUACUGCUCUUGCUCCCAGCAGCAUGAAGAUCAAAGUUGUUGCACCACCAGAGAGAAAAUACAGUGUCUGGAUUGGAGGAUCGAUUCUUGCAUCUCUCAGCACAUUCCAACAGAUGUGGAUAUCCAAGGGCGAAUAUGAUGAAUCUGGUCCAUCAAUCGUGCACAGGAAGUGUUUCUAAGUUCGAUAUUAUUUGUAUUGAGGUUGAAUUUCUUUUUCGAUUUAGUUGGAUUUUCGUGUAAUUUUUCAUGUGAACUCUAUGUUGUGGUUGAUUGGGAGGAUAAUGUGAUUUUGAUGUAUCAACUUUUUGUCCACUGGUUCACAUAUCAGUUUAUGUUCUGGAUGUAUGCUAAAGAUGACAAGCCUUCUAUUA